Cyphellophora europaea CBS 101466 is the source of this 2691-nucleotide messenger RNA. RefSeq lists its product as uncharacterized. The coding region runs from base 1 to 2691 and encodes 896 amino acids. Gene Ontology annotation, cellular component: cell cortex. The record is from RefSeq and is a predicted model, not a curated record. Gene Ontology annotation, molecular function: GTPase activator activity. Gene Ontology annotation, biological process: regulation of fungal-type cell wall organization; activation of GTPase activity; signal transduction. Lineage: Eukaryota; Fungi; Ascomycota; Eurotiomycetes; Chaetothyriales; Cyphellophoraceae. The transcript is spliced from 3 exons.
AUGGCGACAGGAGAUGCCGCGCCCGCGAGCAAUCCUCAACCUAUUCCUCCACAACCCUCUCAUCGCGGCGCGCCAAACCCCCACGACCAAUCUUCGACACCUGCGCUGUCGCCGCCGUCGAAACGAGAGCUUGCAUCGUGGUGGAAGAAGUUUAGGAAGACAACGGAAAAGUCUGACGAAAAGACUGAAGCGCCCGGCAUAUUUGGUGUGCCCCUCGCGGAGAGCAUACGCUAUGCCAACGUCGCAAUCUCCUUGACCAACGAACAGGGCGAGAGCUUCAUCUACGGAUACGUGCCCAUAGUCGUCGCCAAAUGCGGUGUUUUCUUGAAGGAGAAGGCAACCGACGUUGAGGGCAUCUUCCGCCUUAGUGGAUCUGCCAAACGUAUCAAAGACCUGCAAGCCGUGUUCAACUCUCCCGAUCGCUACGGCAAAGGUCUCGAUUGGACAGGUUAUACUGUCCACGAUGCCGCCAACAUUCUGCGACGAUAUCUAAACCAACUACCCGAACCAAUCGUACCGCUCGAGUUCUAUGAACGCUUCCGCGAACCACUGCGCCCAUUCGCGGCGCGGACCACAGCCGAACCGGAGAUUAUGCCCAUUGACAUGGGCGUGCAACAACACAGCGAGGCUGUAGCCGCGUAUCAAAAGAUGAUAACCGAGCUGCCUCCUUUAAACCGGCAGCUUCUGCUAUAUAUUCUCGAUCUACUGGCCGUUUUCGCAUCCAAGUCGGAUCUUAAUCGCAUGAAUGCGGCCAACCUGGCAGCUAUUUUCCAGCCUGGUAUCAUUUCCCAUCCACAACACGACAUGGCGCCCAUGGAAUAUCGCUUGAGUCAGGAUGUGCUGAUAUUCCUAAUUGAGAACCAAGACAACUUUUUGAUUGGCAUGACCGGCACUGCUGUUGACGAGAAGACUGUCAAGGAUGUCGAAAGUGGCGCUGCUUCAGUGCGGUCACCAAAACCCAAUAGCAUAGUGGGGAGAUCGACCUCGAAUGCUAGUGCGGGCGCGGACAGCUUGCGCAAAUUUGGGGUCAGAAGGAACGUGUCUGUCUCCUCGAACCAUUCGCGAGAAAGAGGAAGCCCAGGCGUAUCAUCUCCAGGCACUCCUACCGGACUGAGCCAGCUGAGCACCACCAAUUCUAAUACUGGAGGUAUAGGACGCAGCAACACCGUGCCGUCAAAGCGGUCACCUGCGCUCGCCGGCGGCAGAUUCCACCGCAUGCAUGAAACGUCGGCUUCAAAUUCACCAACAGUUUCUUCACCAGCCCCGCAACCCGAGACGCCAACAACACCCGUCCCCGUUCAGGAGUCCACUGCACCACAGUCUGUGUCGCCAAAGGUCGCUUCGGUCCCGGCACCCGCGCACUCGCCUUCUCUGGGCCCGUCCGUACCGGCUGGAGCGCAGAAGGAGCGAAAAAUCUCGAAUUUGUUCGCCAGGUCACCUAUCUUCGGGCCCUCGGAAGUCCAGCCGUCACGACAGCCGAAAAAGCUGCAGAAACGUUCUCGGAUUCCCGGGAGCGCCCAUGAGAGUGCGCAGAGCUCUCAAGCGUCACUCCAGGGUGACGACACACAGGCUUUUCACACGCCCCUUGUGUCUCCCAACAUCAUGCAGAGUAUUAAGCCUGACCCAAUCGGUACUCAGCAACCCAACAUACAGAACACUUCGGCGACGCCGGUGGAGACACCUACAGCAACCACCAUUUCCCCUGGAUCGGCAGAGAAGUCGCAGGGCUUGCACUUACAACCGCCUCGCUCCCCCGCCGGCUCCCUCCAUUCGCGCUCUACGGAUCAUUCAGAGUUUGACAAACUUGACGACACUGCUGCGGCAGCCGCCACUGCUGCGGCCAGUCCACCCGACAAGGAAAAGAAGCGGUCGAGAUGGCGCUUCUCGAGCUCUGCAAAACGCACUGAAGAUUUUCCGCUUUCGCCACCACCUCCGAUCGGUGGCAACGCAGGGGCUAGGGGCAGUAGCAGCUCAUUCGGCAGCAAUCGACCGAGAAAAAGCUUUACGGGUGACAGUGCUGCCACAGGCACAUCUCAACAAGACCGGGACGGCAGUAUGCUGGGUGGACAGACUCUUAUGGGAGCCAGCACCCACAGUCGUGAAAGUAGCGAGAUGCUUCGCGAUGUCACGAACACUAAUUCCAACACACCCAGCGAGGAAAAGAAGGGGCUAUUCGGCAAGUGGAAGGCGAAGCUCAACGACCGGAGCGAACAGAAGAAGCUGGAAAAAGAGCGCGCCAAGAGCCCCCCUGCACCCGGUCAUGGUCAGUCACGCACCAGCUUGAGCAGCACAGUCGUCGGCUCCGGUCAGAGCGGCAGCCGAGGAAGGAGCAUGGAAAUCUUGAGAGGGAGUCAAUCGAGUAAUGAGGGCGGUGUCGGUCCCACGGAAACAGAACGAGGACCCAACCAGCCCCCGCUGCAGACGGUCGUUGAGAGGCCUGUCACCGAGGCCCGAGAAAGAGCUGACAUGUCUGGCCUGUCUCAGACACAACCACCUCCGAUACCGACAGCGCAUACGCAAGUGACGGAGAAGGCUGCUGGCGUCCCGACUACAGAGGCCACCGAUCCUGUGGCUGCGACCGAGCCUACUCCCGUCUCCGCCACCGGUCCAGCAGCUGCAUCUGAGACGGUCGGCCAGAGCCCGCAGGCCGCACAAGAGAAGGUCACCCCGAAUACCAACAAUACUGGUUAA